GGAGAUCUAAAUCCGCAUCACGGCGGGAACGGCGAUUGAGAAUCUCGCCACGACGGAUUCGUCGGACACCGCGGCGAAAAUGACCCAGCUACUACCCAUAAGGUUUCAGGAACACCUGCAGCUUACAGCUGUAGGAAUUAACGCUAGUAAUGUCAGCUUUAACACCCUCACUAUGGAGUCUGACAAGUUUAUUUGCGUUAGAGAGAAGGUUGGUGAUACUGCCCAGGUAGUGAUCAUCGAUAUGAAUGAUUCAGCCAAUCCUAUCAGAAGACCAAUAUCUGCUGAUUCUGCAAUCAUGAAUCCUGCUAGUAAAGUCAUCGCUCUUAAAGCUAUGAAGACACUUCAGAUCUUCAACAUUGAAAUGAAAUCAAAGAUGAAAGCUCACACAAUGACGGAAGACGUGGUCUUUUGGAAAUGGAUAUCACUUAACACGUUGGCAUUAGUAACAGAGACUGCAGUGUACCACUGGUCCAUGGAGGGUGACUCGACGCCGAAUAAGAUGUUCGAACGUCAUUCGUCAUUAAAUGGCUGCCAGAUUAUUAAUUACCGAACAGAUCCGAAGCAGACGUGGCUGUUGUUGAUCGGUAUUUCGGCACAGCAUAAUCGAGUGGUCGGCGCCAUGCAGCUUUACUCUGUGGAACGUAAAUGUUCACAACCGAUCGAGGGACACGCCGCCUCCUUCGCUCAGUUUAAGAUGGAAGGAAAUGGAGAACCAAGCAAUCUGUUCUGUUUUGCUGUUAGAACGGUCCAGGGCGCGAAGCUUCACAUCAUCGAGGUGGGUCAGCCGCCUUCUGGUAACCAUCCGUUUCCCAAGAAAGCUGUAGAUGUAUUUUUCCCACCUGAGGCAGGAAACGAUUUUCCCGUCGCGAUGCAAGUUAGCUCCAAAUAUGACGUCAUAUAUUUAAUCACGAAAUACGGUUAUAUACAUAUGUACGAUAUCGAGUCCGCGACCUGUAUAUUUAUGAAUCGUAUCUCUGGAGAGACGAUCUUUGUUACUGCGCCGCAUGAAGCGUCUGGCGGUAUAAUAGGAGUGAAUCGGAAGGGUCAAGUUUUGUCCGUCUCCGUAGACGAGGAGAACAUAAUCCCGUACAUUAAUGGUGUGCUACAGAACUCAGAAUUGGCGUUGAGAAUGGCCGUGAGAAACAAUCUGUCGGGCGCAGAAGACUUGUUCGUAAGAAAAUUCAAUAUGCUCUUCCAAAACGGUCAGUACGCGGAAGCAGCGAAAGUCGCGGCAAAUGCUCCUAAAGGAAUACUCAGAACACCAGCGACUAUCCAACGAUUUCAACAAGUCCCUGCUACUCAGGGUCAAACGUCGCCUCUUCUACAGUAUUUUGGCAUUCUUUUGGAUCAGGGACAACUGAAUAAGUACGAGUCGUUGGAGUUAUGUCGACCGGUAUUAGUUCAAGGACGUAAGCAACUGCUGGAGAAAUGGCUGAAGGAAGAUAAGCUGGAAUGCAGCGAAGAGUUGGGGGAUCUAGUGAAACAAGCGGAUCCCACAUUGGCACUUAGUGUUUAUUUGAGAGCCAACGUUCCCAACAAAGUAAUUCAAUGCUUCGCUGAGACUGGUCAAUUUCAGAAGAUCGUAUUAUACGCCAAGAAAGUCUCGUAUACGCCCGAUUACAUAUUUCUCCUGCGGAAUGUUAUGAGGAUUAAUCCCGAUCAGGGUGUGGCGUUUGCACAGAUGUUGGUUCAGGACGACGAACCAUUGGCCGAUAUUAAUCAGAUUGUCGAUAUAUUUAUGGAGCAGAAUAUGGUGCAGCAAUGUACUGCGUUCCUGCUUGAUGCGCUCAAGAACAAUCGGCCAAGCGAGGGUGCCUUACAAACCCGCCUCUUAGAAAUGAAUUUAAUGUCUGCCCCGCAAGUGGCUGACGCUAUAUUGGGCAAUCAAAUGUUUACCCAUUACGAUAGAGCUCACGUUGCGCAAUUGUGCGAAAAGGCUGGCUUGUUGCAACGCGCCCUCGAGCAUUACACGGAUUUAUAUGAUAUUAAAAGAGCGGUGGUACAUACUCAUCUGCUCUCUCCCGACUGGCUCGUAGGUUUCUUCGGUACUCUGUCCGUUGAAGAUUCUCUCGAGUGCCUGAAGGCCAUGUUAACGGCCAACAUACGGCAGAACUUGCAGAUUUGCAUACAGAUCGCGACCAAAUAUCACGAGCAAUUAACGACUAAAGCGUUGAUAGAUCUGUUCGAGAGUUUUAAGUCUUAUGAAGGUUUGUUCUACUUCUUGGGAUCUAUCGUGAAUUUCAGCCAGGAUCAAGAGGUGCACUUCAAAUAUAUCCAAGCAGCAUGCAAGACUGGUCAGAUAAAGGAAGUAGAGCGUAUAUGUCGAGAGAGCAAUUGUUACAACCCAGAACGCGUAAAGAAUUUCCUAAAAGAAGCAAAACUAUCCGAUCAAUUGCCUUUAAUAAUCGUGUGCGAUCGAUUCGACUUCGUUCACGAUCUUGUUCUCUAUCUUUAUCGUAACAACUUACAGAAAUACAUCGAGAUAUAUGUCCAAAAGGUAAAUCCAUCUCGUCUACCGGUGGUCGUGGGUGGUCUAUUGGACGUUGACUGCUCGGAAGAUAUCAUCAAGAAUCUGAUACUGGUGGUGCGCGGACAAUUCUCCACCGAUGAACUAGUUGAGGAAGUAGAAAAGAGAAACCGGCUGAAAUUGUUGCUGCCAUGGUUGGAAUCCCGCGUUCACGAGGGUUGUGUGGAACCGGCUACGCACAACGCGCUGGCCAAGAUCUACAUCGACAGCAACAACAAUCCCGAAAGAUUUCUUAAAGAGAAUCAAUUCUAUGACAGUAGAGUCGUUGGCAAAUAUUGUGAGAAACGCGAUCCUCACUUAGCUUGCAUUGCAUACGAGCGUGGCCAAUGCGACCGUGAGUUGAUAAGCGUAUGCAACGAGAACAGCCUGUUCAAGAGUGAGGCCAGAUAUUUGGUGAGACGUAGAGAUCCUGAUCUUUGGGCAGAAGUGCUGUUGGAGAGCAAUCCGUAUAAGCGACCGUUGAUCGAUCAAGUUGUUCAGACGGCGUUAUCUGAAACGCAAGAUCCUGAAGAUAUAUCGGUUACUGUCAAGGCUUUCAUGACUGCUGACUUGCCUAACGAACUGAUUGAACUUCUCGAGAAAAUAGUACUGGACAGCAGCGUGUUUAGCGAUCAUCGUAACUUGCAGAAUCUCUUAAUAUUAACAGCCAUCAAAGCCGAUCGUACGCGCGUCAUGGAAUAUAUUAACCGCUUAGAUAAUUAUGACGCCCCGGAUAUCGCCAACAUUGCUAUUAACAACGAACUUUACGAGGAAGCUUUUGCGAUUUUCAAAAAGUUUGACGUCAACACGUCGGCUAUUCAGGUUCUAAUUGAACAAGUCGGCAACUUGGACAGAGCUUACGAAUUUGCAGAAAGAUGCAACGAGCCGCCAGUAUGGUCGCAGCUUGCUAGGGCUCAACUGCAGCAGGGUCUAGUUAAAGAAUCGAUCGAUAGCUUUAUUAAAGCUGACGAUCCGUCCGCGUACAUGGACGUGGUGGAAACUGCGCAUCGAACUUCGCACUGGGAGGAUUUAGUCCGUUAUCUCCAAAUGGCCCGCAAGAAAGCACGCGAAUCCUUCAUCGAAAGCGAAUUAAUAUAUGCGUAUGCACGAACCAACAGACUCGCAGAUCUCGAAGAAUUUAUAUCUGGCCCUAAUCACGCUGACAUACAAAAGAUCGGUGAUAGAUGUUUCGAUGAUAAGAUGUAUGACGCCGCGAAGCUUCUCUACAACAAUGUAUCCAACUUCGCACGUUUAGCUAUAACGUUGGUCCACCUAAAAGAGUUUCAAGGUGCCGUCGAUAGUGCACGAAAAGCUAAUUCGACGCGCACCUGGAAGGAAGUUUGUUUUGCUUGCGUAGAUAGCGGCGAAUUUCGCUUGGCACAAAUGUGCGGGCUGCAUAUAGUCGUACAUGCGGACGAGCUUGAAGACUUGAUUAAUUAUUACCAAGAUCGCGGACAUUUCGAAGAACUCAUUAAUCUUUUGGAAGCUGCUCUAGGACUUGAACGAGCUCACAUGGGAAUGUUCACUGAACUAGCUAUUCUCUAUAGUAAAUACAAGCCUCAACGAAUGAGGGAACAUUUGGAACUCUUCUGGUCGCGCGUCAAUAUACCGAAAGUGUUACGCGCAGCGGAACAAGCGCAUUUGUGGGCUGAGUUAGUGUUUUUGUACGACAAGUAUGAGGAAUAUGAUAACGCAGUCCUAGCGAUGAUGCAACAUCCUACUGAGGCUUGGCGAGAGGGUCAUUUUAAAGACGUAAUCACCAAAGUUGCAAACGUCGAGCUCUAUUAUAAGGCUAUACACUUUUACGUGGAAUAUAAACCCCUUCUUCUGAACGAUAUAUUGCUCGUGCUUGCUCCGCGCAUGGAUCAUACUAGAUCAGUAGCGUAUUUCACGCGAACCAGCCAUCUGCAAUUAGUGAAGCCGUACUUGAGAUCGGUUCAGGCUCUCAAUAACAAAGCUAUCAACGAAGCCUUAAACGGCUUGUUAAUCGACGAAGAGGAUUAUCAAGGUCUCCGAACAUCGAUCGAUGCAUUCGAUAAUUUUGAUAAUAUCGCGUUGGCGAUGCAACUCGAAAAACACGAAUUGAUCGAGUUCAGGAGAAUCGCCGCAUAUCUGUACAAGGGAAAUAAUAGAUGGAAGCAGUCCGUGGAGCUUUGCAAGAAGGAUCGACUAUUUAGAGACGCUAUGGAAUAUGCGGCGGAAUCCCGGAAUGCAGAAGUCGCCGAAGAAUUACUUGAGUGGUUUUUAGAAAGAGGUUCUAAGGACUGUUUUGCAGCAUGCUUAUUUCAUUGUUACGAUUUACUUCACCCGGAUGUCAUCUUGGAACUCGCAUGGAGACAUCGCAUUUUACAUUUUGCAAUGCCGUAUCUUAUACAAGUGGCGCGGGAAUAUAUUACUAAGGUCGAUAAAUUAGAAGAGGCCGAAAGCCGACGCAUUGAAGAAACUGAUCAUCAGGAACACAAGCCUAUGAUCAUGCCGGAACCUCAGUUAAUGCUGACCGCAGGGCCAGGAAUGAUGGCACCUGGCUACGCGCCUCAAAACGUAUACGGUACACCCGCACAAGUGUACGCGCCCACCGCAGCCUACCAAGGUUACGGUAUGUGAAAUACAUUUAAGGAGACAGAUCAACAAAGUCUACUUUUCUAUAAAGUUUAGGUAGAAUGAGAUUGUUUUGUUAGCUUAAUAUCGUCAAAGUGAAUACGAAUGAAUACCAUUAGAAAACGAUGAAUUGCCACGUUUAGAUCAUGAUAAUAGUGUAUCGAAUAGCGAAAUGCAUUGUGAAAAGGCAUUAAUACGCUAUCACACGCUACCUAAAUGUGAAUGUGUAAUUUAUAGGGAAGACGUUGAGUAAAUUAUAUUUCAUGGUUUAAACAGCUAUUCAACGCAGAUUUUGUGUAAAAAAAUUUUAAAAAUUAUUCGGAAAUAAUUGUAAAACAAAAAAAAAAGAAAAGAUUUUCUUUUUUUAAUGCGAUUUACCGAGAUUUUUCUGUUGAAUUAUCGUUGCAGUCAAUGAAAAAGAUAAAUGUAUGUUGUGUGAACAAAGCAUAAUUUCCCUGUCUUUUACCGGCACAUAUAUAUAUGUGUGUGCGUCUACGUGCCUUUCUUUUGGCUACUAACAGGAAGCAAGCUUUUUUGGGCAAUAUCGUAAUUCGGAAGCAAAAUCAACUGUAGAUCUACAAUUAUAUCGUAAUUUCUGUACAGAUUAUUCAGCGCUUGCUUUUUGAUGAAAUUUCUUCCAAUUUCUCUCACCAUUUAU
Messenger RNA from Cyphomyrmex costatus, 5762 nucleotides. RefSeq names its product clathrin heavy chain (gene Chc). Gene Ontology annotation, molecular function: clathrin light chain binding; structural molecule activity. The coding region runs from base 80 to 5110 and encodes 1676 amino acids. The record is from RefSeq and is a predicted model, not a curated record. The transcript has 9 exons. Gene Ontology annotation, biological process: receptor-mediated endocytosis; intracellular protein transport. Gene Ontology annotation, cellular component: clathrin complex; cell cortex; clathrin-coated endocytic vesicle. NCBI's taxonomy places the organism in Eukaryota, Metazoa, Arthropoda, Insecta, Hymenoptera, Formicidae.